Molecule: messenger RNA, 1703 nt
Organism: Homarus americanus (American lobster)
Lineage: Eukaryota; Metazoa; Arthropoda; Malacostraca; Decapoda; Nephropidae
Product: techylectin-5A-like
Exons: 11
Coding region: 133-1377 (414 amino acids)
Source: RefSeq, a predicted model, not a curated record
UCCCUCUUUAUCUGCGGCCAGGACGGUCUUGCCACAGGGCCUCUCAUUGUACCACCAGGCUGGGUGCCCGACACACGUCUACUGCCGUGAGACAAAAGCGUAGCUACAAGAGUCCUGCCUGAGAGACCCAAGAUGGCAGCGGUGGUGGUGAUGAUAGUGAUGGUGUUGUUGGAUAGUAGCGGCCUCACUACUGCCGUGGCUGCUGGCGGUCUCGAAACACAGACGGUACACGUGGCUCCCGAAGUACUGACGGACCUGGUAAAACUGGCCGAAAGCUUCUGUGUCGCGAUGCCACACCUGUCCGAGUGCCAACAGGUCAAAGGAACCUUCCAGACAGUCUUCGAGGAAGCAGGACUAGACACCUACCACCCAGGCAACAGCUUCCAUUAUACGGCCAUCCUUGACCAACACGCCCUCAUCUACCAGCAGUACUCAGAGGCGAUGCAGACGAAAGAGAAUCUAACCAGUGCAGUAGUCAUCCUCAGAGACCAGAAAGAGGAGAAGAUAGAGAGUGUUAGCAGACUGGAAUCACGCAUUACCAACUUCAGAAACGUCACCUCUUCCUCCAGCAGGUCGUCAUCGUCUCCAUCGUCUCCUGGUACUGGCGCCUUAAAUCCCUGGCAUGGUACCUCCCAAUACUCACCGACGGCCUUCGUGCACAGACCAACAGACUGUGCAGACCUUCUCUUGAUGGGACACUCUACUAGUGGAGUGUACGACAUCUACCCCUUCAGGUGUAAGUGUAGUAAGCCUGUGAAGGUUUGGUGCGACAUGGAAACUGAAGGAGGAGGCUGGACUACCUUCGUCUCCCGACAAGUCCAGGACAAGAGAGAGAAUUUCAGCCGCACUUGGGACGAUUUUCAGGCUGGGUUUGGUAACUCUUCGGCUGAGUAUUAUUUAGGUAAUGAGAUUCUUCACACCUUGACGUCAUCGAGGGGGUACAUUUUGAGAGCGGACUUCCACACUAAGGAGGGCUACUACAAAUGGGCAAAGUGGUCCAAGUUUAUCGUCAAUAAUCCUACUACAAAGUACAAGCUGGAUGUGGGAGGCUUCCAAACGAUUAGUUUAACUGAUGACUGCAUGGCUCAAUUUAACGGUCGACCUUUCUCUACGUGGGACUUUGACAACGACCCUUCAAGCAGUAACCAUGCCCUGACGUACCACGGAGGAUGGUGGUACAACAACCCGGGAUUACUUCUCCCUUUUAACCUCCAAAGUGACGGUACCAUCGCCUCAAAAUGCCGGUAUAUAUUCGACGGUGCCUGGGUAAUUAUGAACCUCAACAAGUUACAGUUGAAGAUGAGACCCACCGUUUGUAACAAUAAUGUCAAAGCCGCUUAUUUCAACACUCACAAUUGUAAUAUGUCUGAUAAUUAACUAGUGAUAAAGUACUGUACUGUAUGUUUACAUGUAUGAUAACUAAUGGCGAAGUACAGUAAUGUAUGCAAUGAUGUUUGGUAACUAUAGUGGUUAAGUUUCAUAAUGUAUAUCUACAAGUAUGAUGUAUAAUAACCAGUGGUGAAAAAUAUGUCUGAAUAAUGAAAUGUAUAAUAAUUACAGAUGAUAUAGCCUACCAUAAUGUAUACUGACAUAAUUGUAUGAUAUAUGACAAAGUACAAUGUUCAUGAUAAUUAGCAAUAACAUAUCUCAUUGUGGAUUCAUGUAAGAUGUAUAAAAACUAGCAAUAAAAAUACUAUAAGGUA